Messenger RNA from Peronospora belbahrii, 582 nucleotides. NCBI's taxonomy places the organism in Eukaryota, Oomycota, Peronosporomycetes, Peronosporales, Peronosporaceae. The record is from the annotation of a GenBank genome assembly.
AUGACGUGGAACGCGAAGGGAAAGGAACUGCUUCGAGAGCUCCAGCGCAGCGAUUGGUUACCGCCAUAUAAUGAAGAUUUGGUGCGGCAGGUCGUGGAGGAGUCACGAUUGCUGCAUGAAGAGAUAGCCAGGAAAAUGAACAUAUUUCAAGAUAAUUUAGAAGCACAACCGCCAUCCGUGCACUGUGGACUUGUAGUGAACCACCAGUGUCUAUUGCGCAACAAGCGCUGUCUCAUGGCUUAUAUAUACCACCGAAUGGAGAAGAUCAAGGCGCUGAGAUGGGAAACGGGUACUAUUAUCCCUGAUUCACUGGCUCAGAAUUUAUGUCAGCGUGAGGUGCAGUUUUUCAACCAAUAUGACCAGCUGCUAAUGGACUACAUGACCGAAUUUGAGCUCGACCUAUCGACUGGUCUAAAACCACCAAAGGAUUUGUACGUGGAGGUGCGGGUGUUGUGUGAUUGUGGCGAGGUCAUGACUGAGAAUGGAAUAGUAAAUCUAGAGGCACAUUCGCAACACUUUUUACGACGUGUAGACGUGGAGCAGUUUAUUCGUCAGGGUUUGCUUAAGCAGAUUGAGCGCUGA